AUGUCUGCUCUGCUAAUGGUUUGGGCUGUGCUUCUGCACUUGGGGAUUGAGCAGACCCUGGCCAGAGGAGGAAAGUCAUGGGAGCACUGCACAGAUCUGCGUCCUUUGGAUAUUCUCUCCGAAGUGGUUCCCGUGAAUGGGGUGAAGAGUGGGAUACGGAUGAUCCAGAUCCAAGGAGCACGUGGCUUCCAGUUCUCUGCAAUGCGCCCUCGCUUUCUCAGUUUUCCAGCAUCACGUAUUUUCAUAUACUGUGACAUCUUCCCAGAGGAAUUCUCCAUUGUGGUCACCUUAAAAGCUUUCUCCAUGCAGUCCAGGAGAAACGAGUACAUCUUUACGGUUUUGGAGGAAAACAGUGACACUCUGCUGCUUGGACUCCGAUAUUCGAGGAAUAAAAUUCACUUCAUCUUCUGGAGCAGAGAGCUUUCCAAUGGCUGGCAGACACGGGUCACCUUCCGGGACGUAUUUUUGGCAGACAAUCAGUGGCACACACUGGUACUGGCAGUAACUAAAGGCUCCUUCUCUCUCACUGUGGACUGCAGCAUCCCCACAGAUGUGAUUACAGAUGCUGUUUUCCCCACAUCUUUGACUGUGACAGGAUCCCGGUUUUAUGUAGGGAGCAGAAGGAGAAGAAAAGGUUUCUUCACUGGCUUGCUAAGGCAGCUGGUCCUGUUGCCAGGAUCUGAUGCUACCUCAAGGAUGUGCACUGGCAUGAACUUUAAUCUAGCAGUGCUCUCCAUCCCCAAAAUUCUGCAGGAUCUCCCCGUGAAACCAACGGGCAAUGGGCUGCUGAAAUACCCUUACGAAGCAGACAUGAAGGUGACUUUGGGGUCUCGCCCUCCCUGUACCAAGAGUGAAAGUGGUCAGUUCUGGUUUAAUGCAGCUCAGAAAGGGCUAUUUAUAUGCAGCGGGGAUAAAUGGAUUUCAUUGCUAGAAGUUGAAGAAAGACUGGACUAUCUGGAAGAAUACCAGAGUUUAGCUACAAAUUCUGAAACCAUGGGCAUUGAGGUCUUUGUCAUCCCUGACGUGGGACUCUUUGCAGCUACUGCUAAUCGGUACACUCCUCCAGGGUCAGCCAUCUACAAAUGGACGGAUGAGAAAUUUGUGGCAUACCAAAAUAUCCCCACUUACCAAGCCCAGUCCUGGAAAUUCUUUACUAUUGGAAAAAAGAUUUUCCUUGCAGUGGCAAAUUUUGAAGCAAAUGAAAGGGGUCAAGAGUUUUCUGUGAUUUACAAGUGGAAUUACAGAAAGGAGAAAUUCACUGUGUACCAGAGGAUCAACACACACAGUGCUAGGGACUGGGAGGCAUUCGUCAUUGAUGGAGAGGCCUUCCUCGCAGUAGCGAAUCACAGAAAAGGGAAUAACCAUAAUAUAGACAGUGUCAUAUACAGGUGGAACGCCAGGACAGGCCUUUUUGAAACCAACCAGACCAUUCCUACCUCGGGAGCCUAUGACUGGGAAUUUUUCAGCAUUGGGCCUUAUUCCUUCCUUGUGGUGGCCAACACAUUUAAUGGAACGUCCACCACGAUCAACUCUCACAUCUACAUUUGGCUCAGUGGAGCCUUCCAGCUCUUCCAGUCAAUAUUGACUUUUGGUGCUGCUGACUGGGAGGUCUUUCAGAUCCAAGACAGGGUCUUCCUCGCUCUGGCGAACAGCUAUGACAGUACAAUAGUUGCCCCAAACAACAGCUUUGCCAUCAAUUCUUCCAUCUACGAGCUCAACAUUACUGCACAGAUGUUUGUCAAGUUCCAGGACAUUCUUACCUACAGUGCUGUGGAUUGGGAGUUCUUUUCAGUAGGAGAAGAUAACUUUUUGGUGGUAGCAAAUUCAUUUGAUGGUGUGACCUUCGCUGUAAACAGCAUUAUUUACAGAUGGCAAGGAUAUGAAGGCUUUGUAGCUGUUCACCAUCUUCCAACAUUUGGCUGUAGGGACUGGGAAGCUUUCACCACUGCAGCUGGCUCUUACCUCAUGUACUCAAGUGCAAAAGAACCACUAUCCAGGGUGCUGAAGAUGAAAACCUUUUGAUCUGGACAGGGGUGCUUUGAUUUGCUGCAAACAAGUGGGCAAGUCCGGACUUGUGAGGAACUCCUUUGGCUACUCAGGGCUAGGGUCAGGAAUGCUGUACCUAAGAGUCACUGCCAUGAAUGCCAGAGAUGGCAUAGGAUAGAUACCCAGGUUGUCUCUUUGGAUUCGGCUGAGUAUGAGGCUGCUCAGGAUUAGAUUUCAAACCUGUUUUCCAACACCUGGAAUGAGCUAGGAAUAUACAUAACUUGGCCAGUGAUAUUAGUGAGUACAGUAACCUUGAUUUCUCUCUCAGACACACCCACAC
This is a messenger RNA of Zootoca vivipara (common lizard), 2326 nucleotides long. It is a transcript of the gene TSPEAR, whose product is annotated as thrombospondin type laminin G domain and EAR repeats. Gene Ontology annotation, biological process: signal transduction. Lineage: Eukaryota; Metazoa; Chordata; Lepidosauria; Squamata; Lacertidae. The record is from RefSeq and is a predicted model, not a curated record.